Molecule: messenger RNA, 1192 nt
Organism: Orussus abietinus
Lineage: Eukaryota; Metazoa; Arthropoda; Insecta; Hymenoptera; Orussidae
Product: nuclear and cytoplasmic polyadenylated RNA-binding protein PUB1
Exons: 2
Coding region: 323-922 (199 amino acids)
Biological process (GO): regulation of alternative mRNA splicing, via spliceosome
Cellular component (GO): nucleus
Molecular function (GO): single-stranded RNA binding
Source: RefSeq, a predicted model, not a curated record
CUCAUCUCUGUCACUAUUGCUAUGAAUCGCGGCGGUGGCAACGCUGUGUAAGAAAUCGUGUAUAAAUUGGGUUAAAUAAGCUAUCAUUUAAUUGUAUGUAUGUACUAAAUAACUAACACAGCAAACCUUAAAAGGAGUAACACCGAAGGACAAUAAGAGAACCAACAGUACUUCGGUUCGGCAUGUCAAUGAUUUGAUAUUUUUCAAAAGAAUUAUUAUUUUUAAACAUUUAUGUACAAUCGUGCGCACAAUUUAUACGGCAAAAUAAGUUUGUUCUUUUUGGUCUUAAUUUGCAUCAUAGGUGCAAGCCGUUUUCGUCAAAAUGAGCGAUGACGAGCGUACUUUGUGGUGUGGAAAUUUAAGCGAUAAAGUAACAGAAGAAAUACUAUAUGAAUUGUUUUUACAGGGUGGCCCUGUACAGAGAGUUUCAAUUCCAAAAGAUCGUGACGGCAAACAAAGAAGUUUUGGCUUUGUUACAUAUAAACACGAGGAAUCAAUUCCUUAUGCUUUAGAUCUUUUCGAAGGUACGUCGCUAUUUAGCCGGCCAUUAACUAUGAAAGUACGAAACAAUGGCGAGGCUCAACAAACUCCUGCACAACAAGAUGUUAGUCCAGAUGCGUAUCACUUAUUGCAAUUUGGUAACCAAAUGAUAUCUGGUCUUAUGUCUGGUGUAAAUGUGCAAAUGCUUGGAAUGUGUUCUCCACCUGGUUUAAUCACAUAUCCAAGCCAAUUUCAGUGUUACUCGUACCCUGAUAACAUGAGAAAUCACAGACAGCACCCAUAUUAUCAUGAGCAAGACCAAGAAAGGCACAACCGAGACUAUAAGCAUCGUAAGGACAAAUAUUCUUCUCAUUCGUAUUCCUCUCAUCAGUCUACCAAUUAUAAGUAUAAUGGUAAUCGAAAUAAAAGAAAUUAUCAUUAAUUGAUUCUAAUGUAAUUCCAAUGAAAAGGUACUUGUAAGAACUAUAUAGUAAAUUUUAAUAAUACUGUAACUAAUAAAUAGUAAACAGUUCCAUACUAAUUAUUAUGAUUAUAUUAGGAAACUUAAUAUGGCCAUUAUAAAGAUAUUAAAUGAGCCGUAUGCAUUGGUGUACGAAUUUUAAGAAAAUUAUGUUAUGUACAUGCAUAAAAAAUAGACGUUAGUGGUUUCUUACUCUUGGAAUAAUAAAUAAGAUAAAUUAUUUUAAAUCAA